GAUUCACAGACUGUGUUUAUGUCUAAUUCUCUUAUUGUACAUAAAACUGAAUCAUCCAGUGCAAAAGAAGAAAAUUGUCAAAUAAUUAACUUUUAAUGUCUAAUUACGCUUUAAAUGGUUAAUUAUAGUUGACACAACAUGAGCAAGCAGUCUUGUGAGAAAAUAUGCGUUGUUUGCGGCGAUCGUUCAUUAGGAUUCAACUUCAAUGUCUUAAGCUGUGAAUCAUGCAAGGCGUUCUUUAGAAGAAAUGCAAUAUCGAACAAGAAGUUUUCAUGUCCAUUUUCAAAUGUAUGUGAGAUAACAGUAAUAACGAGAAGGUUCUGUCAAAAAUGCAGGCUCGAAAAGUGCUUUAAAGUUGGCAUGAAGAAGGAAUACAUAAUGAGUGACGAGGACAAGGAAAUAAAGAGGAUGAAAAUCGAACAAAAUCGCAAUAAAAGAAAACUGAGGAUUGAUCCAGAGGAUAAAACCUUUAAGAAAAUUAAGGAUGAAAAGUCACCAGCACCGAGUAUAGCAACAAAUAAUUCGGAUGAUUCCGACGAUCAAAGUGUUUCAUCAAAUCAAAUUAAAUUAUCAUCACAAUCGAGUGUAAUUGAUAUUGUUAGUGCAAUAACUGAGAUUCCAAAAGAAUCCAGUAGAAUAAUACAGCAAGUGAUGAAGACACAAGAUGAGGCAUUGUCAGUUAUGAGUCGAAUUAUUAAUGAUUCUAAUCAGGCACUCUUACUCAUUUCACAUUUAAUUAAAAAUCCUAGUGACGGCAUGUUGAUUAUAUCCAAAAUGAUGAGUCAAUCGCCACUGGAUGCUCUGUCCGUAUUCACACAAUUUAUGAGCUCUCCUCUUGAUGCCUUACAAAUCAUCUUUAAAAUCAUGUCAUCACCAAAAGACGUCCUUAAAUUCAUGACAGAAUUAGCAAAGGCACCACAAAAUGCAAUGGACAUAAUGAGGCAAUUCAUGUCGAGUACAACAGAAAGUUUACAAAACAUGAGUCGAUUAAUAUCCAAUUCAGGAACAAAUAAUAAUAUUCAAUAUACUGAGAAUGAGACAAUUAAAUCAAUGCUUGAUGUCAGCUCAUUAGACAGUCCAAAAUCACUUAUAUCCAUGCCAUCACCAAGUACACAAAUCAAUUCACCGUCAAGCUCAUACAACGAUUCAGACUCGAACAAUAAUGACUAUCAACAGCUGACAUCAGCCAUUCUAAAGGAAAUAGCUUAUGACAUAUCCGGAAAGAAAGCACAUAAAGUCAAUUCAAUUGAAUCAAUCAUAAAUGAAGCUAUAAAAUUGGAAUAUAAUACACCAGAAAUGAUUACAAAUUAUGGAAACACAUGUCGGGAAUUGAAUGAAGUUGAAAUGAUGAAAAUUCAGGAACUUUUGGAUGCAAAUUGUGCGCUAUAUGCUCCAGUUGAGGAAGACCAUUUGUCAUUUCUCGGAUUGGGUGAAAAUCUAUCAAUGAAGCCUGAGGCAAGCUUUGUUGAUCCAAUUCUCUUAAAAGUCAUUAAUUUAACAGCUGUAGCCAUUCGACGACUCAUAAAAAUGAGCAAGAAAAUAUCUGGAUUCAAAAAGAUGUGUCAGGAAGAUCAAAUAGCUUUAUUGAAGGGAGGAUGCACAGAGAUGAUGAUUUUGCGGAGUGUCAUGCAAUAUGACUCUGAUAAUGCUUUAUGGAAGAUUCCGUCAAUGAACCGAACGAAUUUAAAAGCUGACAUCUUAAAGUUAUGUCCAAAGGGAAAUGUUUAUGAGGAACACGAGAAUUUUAUUAAAACGUUUGAUGUAAGGCUUCGGACGGAUGAAAGAGUUGUACUCAUCUUAUGUGCAAUCACUUUAUUCUGUCCAAAUCGAGCUGGUAUUAUACACAGCGAUGUCAUAAAGUUAGAACAGAAUUCUUAUUAUUUUUUACUACGUCGUUAUCUUGAGAGCAUUUAUGAAGGUUGUGAGGCUCGUUCGAUAUUUCUACAGCUGUUGAAAAAACUUCAGGAAGUCAGAAGGCUGAAUGAAGAAGUCAUAUCCGUCUAUUUGGAUGUUAAUCCAAGUCAAGUUGAGCCUUUGUUGCGUGAAAUUUUCGAUUUAAAAGUCUAAUGUUAUUCAUGUUGGUGUUUGAGACAUAACAAUUAUUAUUAUCUUUAUGCUGGCCAUACAAGAUUUACUAUACUAUACCUGAGAUGUGAAGACACUUUAAGUGGGAAGCACUAUAUAUAUUUUGUAAAACAUUAUUUAAAAUGGAACAAAAGUGAAAUUUUCAAACCAAAAAGAAUUUAGCAAUAAAGUAAAAUGUGCUGAUGAUAAGUCACAGUCAAUGAGGACAUAGAAUGGCACGAAUUUU
Chironomus riparius is the source of this 2311-nucleotide messenger RNA. Lineage: Eukaryota; Metazoa; Arthropoda; Insecta; Diptera; Chironomidae. The record is from the annotation of a GenBank genome assembly.